AUUUCCAACUCCAACUUCAACUUCAACUUCACCGCAGACGCAGCAAAAUUUGGUAUCCUCGGAUCUGAGGCUAUUGGAAUCACGACUUGGAGUACAGAAUGAAAAGCACUUUUAAAGACGACGACGUGUAUAGCUGGCCAUCGACAAUCAUUUGCCAUAAAUGCAGCAGGAGUUUACCUUCUUCUAAAGAUCCUACUCUCUCGUCUUCUGAGCUCUUUCAGAGGCUUCACGAGGGAUAUUCGCCUGCUGAGUCGGAACUAAAAUCAAUUUCCGGUGUUCACUCACAGAUAGUCAAGGAAGUCGUCGCUUACGACGUUGAAAUAUUGCGACUCCUACAGACUCUAGAGAAUUUGCACAGAGACCGUGACAGGCUCAGGACCUACGCCGAUCAUUAUGGCACCCUCAUAUCGCCAGUACGACGACUGCCUUACGACGUCUUACUGCAAAUAUUCAGAGAAGUUUGCCGAAAGCAAUACAACAUCCAUGCACCUCAAAUGUCCCUGCGUCUUGGGCUAGUUUGCAAGCACUGGCGUGCCAUUACCCUCGAUUCGCCCAGCUUAUGGUCAACCAUCACCAUUCCCUUGAACUUCUUUCCGUGGUCUCGAUGGAGCGCUCGCGACAAGAUCGUUCAAAUUCAGCUGCUCCGUUCUGAACAGAUACCCCUAACUCUUGAAUUUCUUACUCUCGAUGUCGACGACCAUGAUCAUGCCUUCAAUUCCAUCGUUCAAAGUCUUCACGGACAGCGGCAUCGUAUUCGUCAAGUCGAAUGUUCCCUCAGCGCAUUGCCGCUACUCCAGAGUGACAUGCUGGAAGCGGCAGAGGACAUGGUUAUCAUGGGCCAUUCAUGUACUGAACCCCUCAACCAUUACACCCUCCAUGUCCCCAACCUCCGAUCCCUGACAAUCGGUGAUCACGUUCCGCUCAGGCGCGUCGAUAUCCCACAACAUCUGCAUACGCUCAACCUCGUAUUAAGACGCAAGGACUUCAUCUCUGUCCUGGAUAGUCUACCUGGAAUGUGCAAGCUGCGUUACCUUACCAUCGAAGCGCGAGGCACGUGGCACUCAAAUAGGAAUGUGAAUCCUAUUUGUUUGAAUACAGUCACGUCCCUCACUUUGCGCAGCCUACAUCCCAGCAAUGACAACACCUCGUACUUUCUUAGAUCCAUUCAUGUUCCUGCUUUGUCCCAUUUUACUAUCGUUGGUGGAAGCUUACAACUGGACGCUAUCAAGUCUCUACUUGAACGGUCUAGCCCGCCCUUAAAAAGCCUCGAGAUCAUGACCAACGUCAAUACGGUCCCUGUGGAUCUCCCCAAAUUUAUGGCUAUCCUGCAGGCAGUGCCGGGUUUGACAACGUUAGCGAUCCACGAGCAAAGAUCAAAUGUCGCUGUUACAGCAUCGCUUUUGAGGGAGUUGGUUUUUGAUGGUGAUCACGAGCCCCUUCUUCCGAAACUUGAGCAUCUCGAGCUCGUUUCGGGUACGCCGUGGACGGACGUGGAAAAAACUAUCAUGCACCUGAUCCAGUCCCGGCAUGGAGGUUGUACUAGUUAUCGUGGUAGGAGAACCGAUGCACCUCUCAAGUCUGUCAUGUUGAACUGGCAGGUCCUAUGCACGAAACCGGUCUUUCAAGAAAUGAGACGCACGGGGCUACAAAUAUGGGAAAUACUUCCGAUGCAACGUAUUAUUCGCUGAGAAUGGUCUUUUUGCAAGCCGGGGCGGCGGGUUGCUCCUGGCCAUGGCAAACAUUCCUAGGAGUAAAAUACGAGUAAAAUACAAGCAAUGUGUUAUGUGUACGUCUAUGGGAUUGAAAUGACAUUCUUCGC
Molecule: messenger RNA, 1819 nt
Organism: Desarmillaria tabescens
Lineage: Eukaryota; Fungi; Basidiomycota; Agaricomycetes; Agaricales; Physalacriaceae
Exons: 3
Coding region: 99-1688 (529 amino acids)
Molecular function (GO): protein binding
Source: RefSeq, a predicted model, not a curated record